AAAUAGGGUCGCAAAGCUCUCGCGAAGAGAUCAUCUUCUUGAUUAUAAGAAGGUGGUCUUUCCGCGCCCGGACCCCGACAAUCGUUUUUCUUUUGUGCGUCAUUCACUCAUUCAUCUCAUCAUUCUCAACAGCUCAACAGCUCUCAAUCCUUCCGCUCAUUCCUUUAUUCGUCGCUCUCUUAGUCAAUAUAUAUGCUAGUCUUCUGCAGACCGUGAGAGAGCGUCUUGCCGUGCCUCAUCUUAUGCACAGCCAUCACAACUCCCACAAAGAUACCUCAUUCUUUAGUCACUUCAAAUACAUACCCGCCAAAAUGUUCAAGCGCGCAUUCCGGUCCCAGGACCAGAACCGGGUGGACAAGUCGCAAAGACUAAAGAAGCCAGGCUCCGCCAAGGAGCAUGUCAAAGCAAAGGUGUCUAAGCUGCAGAGCUCUAUCAUAGAGCACGAAGCGGCACCUACUCAGCCCAUCAACAUCACGCCCUCGCCGAUUGUCACUCUUACUAUUGGCCGUGAGGGGCGUCUGUUUGCGGCACAUGAGGACGUCCUCAGCCAGUCGCCUUUCUUUGAGGCGGCCUGCAGCAAGGACUCGUCUGAUGCCCUCAACAAGAGAAUCUCCCUUCCUGACGAGGAGCCCGAGAUCUUCUCGGCCGUGCUCGAGUAUCUCUACAAGGGGGAUUACUACCCGCGCCUGGUUCACAACAGGCACCGUAAUUCCUGGGAGCUCGAGGACCGCAUGAGGACUCCUCAAAAGCCACCACCAACCCCUGACAGCGCCGGCACGGGCUCCGAUGCCGCCGUCUAUCUCUCCAGCGUGGGGGCCGAGAUCCUGCGUGACACAGUCAUCUACUGCGCCGCGGACAGGUACGGCCUCGAGGAGCUUAAGCGUCUGGCUUUGCGCAAGCAAGGGCUGCAUGCCGGCAUUGACGUCGGCACCAUCCUGCGGUCCGCCCAGUACGCCUACGCCAACACGCCCGACACGGACAGCCGCCUCCGUGCUCAUUACCUUGCUCUAAUCAUCCGCUGCCGCAAGACGUUCAAGCGUAGCGGCACCAUGCAAGCUGAGAUGGAGGCUGGCGGCAGCAAAUUGUUCUUCGACCUGUUCGUCGCCAUGUGCAACCACUUGGACGACGUCAUUGAUGUCACCAAUAACCGUUCACCCAAGACGGUAUAA
This is a messenger RNA of Trichoderma virens Gv29-8, 1169 nucleotides long. RefSeq lists its product as uncharacterized. Lineage: Eukaryota; Fungi; Ascomycota; Sordariomycetes; Hypocreales; Hypocreaceae. The record is from RefSeq and is a predicted model, not a curated record. Bases 243 to 1169 code for a protein of 308 amino acids. The transcript has a single exon. Gene Ontology annotation, molecular function: protein binding.